Penicillium odoratum is the source of this 774-nucleotide messenger RNA. RefSeq lists its product as uncharacterized. The record is from RefSeq and is a predicted model, not a curated record. Lineage: Eukaryota; Fungi; Ascomycota; Eurotiomycetes; Eurotiales; Aspergillaceae. Gene Ontology annotation, molecular function: zinc ion binding. The transcript has a single exon. The coding region runs from base 1 to 774 and encodes 257 amino acids.
AUGGAGUCCCUUCAGCAUAUCACACCCACUGCAGACUUUGUGGAUAAUCUGAUCCAGCAGUUGGCUGAAUUCCAAUCGCUUACUCAAAAACUUGACCCGCCAAGGACGCAAUCGGGACAGGAGAGGGAACGACAGAACCCACUCUCGGGACUUUCGGCAUCACAGCUGACAAGAGUAAAGCCACUGAUGCUUACAUUACAUUGUUUAUUCCCCAAUGACCUGCUCCCAGCCCUUGAUAUCCUGGAUCGCAGGCUCGUGCAGCGCUUGGUGCGCGAGGACAAAACGGGAGCAGUGCCUGAACACGACCACGAAUUGGCCGAACACCAGGAUAUGGAGCAAACAGAAACAUCAUACAGUAGACCUGAUUCCCCGGAAGAUAUCUUCUUCGUUAUCUCUGCCUCUACUGCCCCUCCACCGGGUGCUCCAUCUAGAUUCCUCACGCAGGAACAGAUAAAAGGCUACGAGGUCCGCUUGCGUGCGUGGGCUUGUACCUGUCCUACCUUCACCCUAUCGGCAUUUCGCGACAUUCAACCUAGAAUAGAUGUCUCCGCAGGGACUUCUGGCACGGUGCUGCGAGAUCAUGGACCUGGCUGCUAUCCAUUUGGUGGGACUCUCACCUGUGUCACAGACAGGGGUUCACCCCCGGUUUGCAAGCAUAUUUUAGCUUGUAUUCUGUUUGCUCGAUGUCCUGGGCUAUUUGGGGUUAGCGGAGAUGGCAGGCACCCGGUUGCUAUUGAAGAAUUGGCGGGCUGGUGCGCUGGUUGGGGAGGAUGA